This is a messenger RNA of Anopheles cruzii, 2568 nucleotides long. RefSeq names its product MAGUK p55 subfamily member 7 (gene metro). The coding region runs from base 263 to 2035 and encodes 590 amino acids. The record is from RefSeq and is a predicted model, not a curated record. Gene Ontology annotation, cellular component: plasma membrane; cell-cell junction. The transcript is spliced from 12 exons. Gene Ontology annotation, molecular function: protein binding. NCBI's taxonomy places the organism in Eukaryota, Metazoa, Arthropoda, Insecta, Diptera, Culicidae.
AAAAUCGGUCAUAAAAUAUUUUGACGUUUCGUGUUUAGGGAGGAAAAAUUAACAAAAGUUAAGACGAUAAAAUGGAGUGCGGAAGUGGUUCUAGUUCUUCUGCCUAGUUACACAUGGAAAUAUUCUUGCCUUAAACGGUAAAGAUCAACAUUACCUUUGUGUAGCAAGAUAGUUUUUGACCGAAAAUUGUGCCUCAACGGAAAUUGAAUUGUGAAAAGUUUUGUAAAUAAUCGAGUGACGUAAAGUAUAUCUUGAACAGAUAAUGGCUGCAGCAAUUAUGGCGUCUGAUGGUGGUUAUGAUCCAGUUAUCUCUAAACUUAUAACAUCGCUUAAGGAGACGGACAACUUAUCUGAUGAACAGGAUCUUGGCUUCCUGCAGAAUUUGCUGCAAUCGAAAGAAUUGAACGCGCUCGUAAACGUACAUAGCAAGGUGGCCAAAAUCAACAAAGAUGAUCGGAUAGCGCCAUUACUGUCUGCUUCUAUGCAGGUUCUGAUGGAAGUUUUGGAAUUGUUAGCUCCAAGGUGCCAUAUUUCACCAAUCUGCAAAGAAAUGUUUCACCUACUACAAACUCCUCACUUACAGAGUGUUCUACUAGCACACGACGCAAUCGCGCAAAAAGACUUCUAUCCUCAUCUACCAGAUAUCCCGGUAGAAGUUGACGAAGACGAGGAAACCAUAAAAAUUGUUCAGCUAGUCAAAAGUAAUGAACCGUUGUGUGCUGGAGCACAAAGUGCGGAACCAAUUGUUGGAGCAACAAUUAAAACGGAUGAAGAAACUGGUAAAAUAAUCAUUGCACGAAUAAUGCACGGCGGGGCAGCUGAUCGUUCGGGAUUAAUUCAUGUUGGUGAUGAAGUGAUCGAAGUGAACAAUAUUAACGUGGAAGGCAAAACUCCUAGUGACGUGCUAUCAAUUUUGCAAAACUCGGAAGGUACUAUAACUUUUAAGUUGGUACCAUCAGACGGAAAAUUGGACCAACGUGAAAGUAAAGUCAGAGUAAAAGCAUAUUUCAAUUACGAACCGGACGGCGAUCCGUAUAUCCCAUGUAAAGAAGCUGGCUUGGGUUUCCAACGAGGAGACAUUCUGCAUAUAGUUUCACAGGACGAUUCAUACUGGUGGCAAGCACGUAAGGAAGGUGAAAAAACAACUCGCGCAGGAUUGAUACCUAGCAGAGCGUUGCAAGAGCGGCGUAUAUUGCAUGACCGAACGCAGAAAGAACCGGACGGCGAUACAAAAAAAGGUUCAUGCGCUUCUAUCUGUUCAACACCUCCCGGAUCACCCAAUUCGAAUAACCCAUGUAGAGGGCCCAAAACUAAGAAGAUUAUGUACGAUACAGCCGAAAACGAUGAUUUCGACCGAGAAAUGAUUGCAACCUAUGAAGAGGUAGCGAAGCUUUACCCUCGUCCCGGAGUCUUUCGUCCUAUCGUCCUGAUCGGUGCCCCCGGCGUUGGGAGGAACGAAUUGAAGCGGCGGCUUGUUGCCAGAGAUCCCGAAAAAUAUAAAAGCCCCGUACCAUACACUACUCGCCCUAUGCGCCCCGGAGAAGUGGCUGGUAGAGAGUAUUUAUUCGUUACACGGGAUAAAAUGGAAGCCGAUAUUGCGGCCGGCAAAUUCAUUGAGCAUGGUGAAUACAAAGGACAUCUAUACGGCACCGCAUCGGAAAGUGUGAAGGCAAUCGUUAAUGCCGGCUGUGUGUGUAUAUUAGGGCCACAUUAUCAAGCCUUGAAAUCACUGCGAACAGUUCAGCUUAAGCCGUAUAUUAUCCAUAUUCGACCGCCGUCGUUUGAAGAGCUCAAGAAAACUCGUACGAAAGCCCGCGCGCGCUCUACUUUUGAUGAAACUAAUUCAAGAGGAUUCUCGGAUGAAGAGUUCAACGAGAUGAUCCGAUCAGAUGAAAGGAUAAACUUCCUCUACGGACACUUUUGUGACGAUGAAAUCGAAAAUUGCGAGUUAACAGAAGCUUUCGAAAAGCUCGUUACUCUGGCGAACAAAUGCGAGUCCGAACCGCUAUGGGCACCAGCGAGUUGGGUACAGUGAAACUAAAGAUAAACAAAUCUUUGCUAUCUUUAAUAGUUUUUUUUAUAGAAUGAAACAAUUGUCAAAUAAAAUGCAUAACUUUAAAUUGACCUGUUAACAAAGACAAUCCUUGUCGUGUACGGAUUUCUUAUAGAUUGAGUUUUUUCGCCAUAGUUCAAUGCUAUGUUGCCAGAAUUAUAUCCAGCUGUGUUGUUGAAAGUUCAUCUGCUUAAAUAUUGUGCAAUGUGGAUUCGUUUUAUUUACUUCAAUAAAAGAUUAGUUCUUACAAGUUAACUUCAAUUCUAUAUAUGUUAUUGUGUUAUUGUUACUUGAUUUUAUCAUAACAUCGCCGGAAAAUGUACGCUACUUAACGUCCUAAACAACAAAUUUUGAUUCCGGCAAAAUUAAAAUGCACAUUAAGUUUCGCAAAUAAAGUGCUGGGUGGAAUGAUAAACUUGAAAAAUUGCCUGUGCUGAAAUCGAUACUACGAGUGUAGAAGCAACAGAAACAAUGAAGAAGGCCAGUUUUUAUAGAUGUUGUAUAUAAACGCAAAU